Molecule: messenger RNA, 14787 nt
Organism: Pocillopora meandrina
Lineage: Eukaryota; Metazoa; Cnidaria; Anthozoa; Scleractinia; Pocilloporidae
Source: the annotation of a GenBank genome assembly
AUGGCGAUCAAUUUAAAGAAGAACGGUGACUCUCUACGAAAAACAUGGCAACAGGUCUUCGAUGAUAGCUCGGACGUCAACUGGUGGGUUUUUCAUCCAAAUUUUCAUCCGAAUCAAACAAUUUGGUGACAUUCUUUCUCGUUUCAGGGCCGUGUUUGGGUAUGAUGGCAAGACAAACGAUCUGAAAGUGGUAGAAACAGGAGGUAUGUAUUACGGAAGUUUCGUUGCAUUUGACAUGAUAUAUCUUAACUUGAAGUGCUAUUGCUCUUUUAUUACACUGAAUGUAAUCGGCUAGCUUAUGGUCUAGGUAAAGUGCGAUUGAGAUCCAAGUCUUAGUUUUAUUAUUAUAGUAGUGUCGGCGCUGCACGGAUUUGAUAUGGCACUAUGUUUGCGAACAACUGUACGUGAGCGCAUACGGAAAGGGUGUGUUUUCCAUCCUCUUAUUUAAGCAUAGAUUAUUAAUGAAAAUUCGAAUGUCAGGCCUUUUCUUCUUCUAUUUAGCGACGUAGCAUCGCUGUGAGCUUAACUUUAUCGUAUGCCGUAUUCAUCCAUGGAUCAGCUGAGCGAGGCAAUAAAUUUUUGCUCCAGCUUCAGCUCAUCAGAGGUGGAGCUUUCAACCAACAAAUUAUUCUUAAGUUCAUUUUUUUACAUCAAGGAUCACAAUGGACUUCCAGUUAAAAAUAAUAAUAAGUUAAAGGCUAUUUUCUUGUUGUACCUAUGUCUUUCUCUUCCUCUUGCUCUUUUGCUCCCCUCCAGCCCCACCCCCUUUAAAAUCUUUUCCUGUCUCCCAACCCCACCUCACCCCCUUUGGAAUCUUUUCCUCUCCCUCAACCCCACCCUGCCCCUUUGAAAUUAUUGACUGCUUUUCAUUUAAAACAGGACUCCUUGUUGAACCUAGGAAAGCAGGGUCAUGCCAGAGACAGAAUUUCCUCUGAGCUCACAUGCCUUUUUGAAAAGUAUCCAUUGUUGUUACUGAAAAACUAGUAACAACAAUUUCCUCUCAACAUGUAUAGAUGUGUAUAUCAUACUCUGGUCCCCGCAAAUUCUCCAACAUGAUAUUGGGAACAACAAGUGUCAAGUGUGAGCCUUGAGGACAUAACUUGUAUAGGUUCCUUUCUUCCAUGUAGAAGAACAUCUGGGCAAGGGGUAGUGCGUAUAUAACAAAUAUCAUGCCUCAUGAUCUAGUGAUUUACGUCACUCUAGAAAGUAGAACUCACCAUCGAUACUUAAAUGCUCUUAUCUUAAAUUAAUGCUUAAAAUUCUGAUUGCUUUCUUGCAAGCUGCAAAACUUGGAAAUGCAGGGGGAAGAUCUUGUGCGUAACUUAUUGUAUAUAAUUGUAAUAGGAUGGAGUGGAGUCCAAUUCAGUCUAUAGUCAUACUAGUGAUUGACAAAAUUGGACAACCAUAAAGCUAUUACCAAUUAUAUAUCAAAACUAUGACAAAAUUGGAUAAAGAAAUUGGACUUUGUGAUAAGUUUUCAUUAAAAAAAACAACUACAACUGUAAACUUAGGAAAAUGCAAGACAACAGUGCACACACAUGAUGUGUCUGUCCACUUAUACAGGCAUGACAUGUUAACUGUCCUAUUACACUGUCCAAUUACAAGCAUGACGUCUACACUGUUCCUAUUCAUGCUCAAAUUGGGCUGGUGAUAACCAAUUACAUUCAAGAAUUGUCAUAGUUUUGGUUAAAAAGUAGUGUACAAAGCACUUUGAUUGUACUGUGGCUGAUCAAACACAUGACACAAACAUUUUGCAUUAUUUUAAAUAGAUGGUGAUCUGGAUGAAUUGGUGGAUGAACUUAAUGAAGGAAAAAUGCUGUAUGCUGCUAUUAAAGUCAUGGAUCCAAAUACAAACCUCCCAAAAAUUGUCUUCAUAAACUGGGUACAUUAUAAUUUACUUACUAAUUGUACUGGGUACAUACAUAAUUUGUAGACCAUAUAUUCAAAAUAAAAAGCAGAGUCCAAUGAACAUCUACAGUUGUCACCCAGUGUUCCCUAGCAGGAAUGAAGAUGGGCUCCAAUCUAUCUGAUAUAAUUAAAUUUCAUUUUUAUGAUAGACUGUUACCCUUGAUAUUUUUCUGUACAGCAUCACUCUUUAGAGUAGAAUACCUUCUGUGCACAGAAUUAUUUAGCAACUGUUUUAACCUAGAAAGUGAUUUCAAGUUUUCAUGGACAAAAAUGACAAGUGAGUUUUAGUAUUUUAGUUAGUUGAGUAUGUUCAAGUUACUUUUCUUUGGUAGACAAUCACUAAAUUUGUGAAAAUAAACCAAGAAAAACUGAUAAUGUUUGAGAAUGAAGAAAGUUACUUGGAUCACAAAUGAUGAAUUCAAAAUUUUUAAAUGAAAAUAAUUUUUAAUUUUCUAGCAAGGUGAAGGAGUUCCUUCUUCAAGGAAAGGUGUCUGUGCUAAUCAUGUCAGAGAUGUGGAAAAGUUCUUUAAGGUUAGCAUGUACCGUCAUGUUAAAAUGUCUGCAAAUUGAAUUAGAUUUGCAUUUUCAGGAUCCAAAAUUAGCAUUUCUACUGGGCAUUAAAUUUCUGGUCACCAAAAGUCAAUUUACAAUUAUUGCAUAUACUACCAGCUGGUUGCAAUUUGGAACCCUGACCAUAGAGAUGUCGUUGGUGUAUCAUAAUUAUGUAUAUGGGAAACACAUUGGCCUUUUUCACCCUGACUUCAUUGUGAACAUUCUCCAAACUGUUCUCCAUACAUUUUCCAAGGAGCUGACAAGGAGAAUUUGUUAAACAAUCAGGAGCUUCUUUGGCUGGUGAUCAUUUCCUUUAUUCUCUUCACCAUAAUGUUUGAUACAGUGGUAAUAUUGUAAAGAGAAAUGAGAUGUUGGUCAUUCUUAGGAAUCAAAGGGUUAAAAAGAAACUCACACAUACAGUACUUCAUAUUCUUGGUUUGUAUUUUAUGAUAAGUUAGAUACAGUUUUUUUUCUCCUUUGAUUUGCACACCAAGAAGACUUGCUUUAGAAGAUAUUCAUUACAUCUCUACUGUGCUCUUGAUGGUUGUAGGAAACAUAUGUCAUGUUUUUGUAAUUAAAUGUAUUUUCAUCAUUAAAUCUUAUUUGGUUUACUGUUAGGGGGCUCAUGUAACCAUCACCGCAAGAUCCCCAGAUGAUGUAGAAGAAAGUAUUGUACUUGACAAAGUUAAGAAAGCUUCAGGUACAUCAUCACACUGUUAUCAAUACUUUUAUAUUAAUGGUGUGUGUUCAGGACUUUUGUACAUACAGCACAUUUACCUGUGAGUAAGUCAGAAAACUGCAGUUAACCUCCAGGAAGAUAUUUUAUGGAAUACUAAAGUUGCAAAGUCUCAACUUUCCCUACCCCCCUCUCCUUCCUCUCUCACCCCAACCCCCUACCCCUAAAAACUUUCUUCUAGAACUUAUUAAAAGAGAAGAAAAGCCAUUUGAGCAGAAAAUCUCAAAUAAGGAAGGAAACAUUUUUUGCUUAACCCAUUAACUCCUAAGAUCUCAUUAGUAAUUCUCCUUACUGUCUGCCAAACAAUUCUCAUUAUGUUAGUUGGAGAAUUUGGUAUCAGAUCAAUUAGCAAUCUCAUAAUUGAUAUUUUUCUUUAUUCUCAUCACUUGUCUCUUAGAUAUUGUAUGGAUAUUGUAAGGAGAAAUUUUUUUCUUGGUCACUCAUGGGAGUUAAAGGGUUAACCCUUUAUAUCCUAACAUCAAUAUGCAUAUUCUCCAUACUGUACUAUAUACAUUUCCAAAGAUCCUGACAAGGAGAAUUUAUGUUCGAAUCAAGAGCUUCCUAAUUUUUAUGAUCUUAGUGUGUGAUUAAGGGAUAAUAUUUCAAGGAAAAUAUAGAUGCUAGUCAGUCUUUAUGGUCAAAUAUUUCCAACUAAGUCUAGAUUAUUAAAUUCCUCCAAAUUUUCUUGGCUGGUAUCCAGAAAUAUCCAUCUAAUAGAAAAUUUUAGGCUGGCAUACCUGCUCAAUUGUUAUGAGUGAUACUUGAUCAUUUCUGAUAUUUGUUUGUUUGUUUAUUUUGUGCCUGUUUGUGCUUGGUUGGUUUCGGUUUCAAGGUGCAAACUACAGUUUUCAUAAAGAAAAGGCACGGCCAGCAGAACCUGUUGCCCCUGUGGUAGGUGAUAAACAAUAAAAUUGCAUUUUUACAAGUGACAUGUAGGUAUCCACUGUUGACCAAGAAGUCUUUAAUUAUUGUUCUGUAUUCAAGAAUUAAAUUGUUACAUAGAAACUGCAGAUGGAUACCAGGAUUCAAGAAUUCAAUUGUUAACUGGAAACUGCAGAUGAAGAUCCUCGAAAAAUUCUACAAGCAUCAUAAACAUGAAACUCAAAUCUCAAAACUUGAUUCUCAAUUCUUAAAAUUCAAAACUUGGUCCUCAGUCCCAAACAUGGAUACUCAGACUCAAUUCUCAAAAAUAAAAACUAAUGAAUGAUUCCUCUAAGCUUGAUUCUUGAUUUUUGAGUUUGGAGUUAAGACUGUUCACCUACAGUUGAGUGGUGUAGUGGAAGAGUUUUUUUAAAGGUUCAUUUUCCUUUUUCUCUUUUCUUUACUCCUUUUUAUUUCAUGUGUCUCACUUUAAGCCUUUUCUUCAACUAAGGAGAUUAACAUAAGCACAACUCAGAAACUUUUACCCACAGUAUUUUUUAAUUUGUAAUUAUUUUUGCCCUAAACACCCUAUUAAUUGGUUUUAACACAUGAUAUGCAAGGAUAUUUUUUUUGAGUUGUAAAGUAUUUUUCCAAGCCCCGUAGGAGCAAGGAAAAAUAUAUAUUGUGAGCAAAAUGUCUACUGAUAACAUAUAAUAAACCAUUGAAUAAGGGAUUUAUUAUUCCACUAUUGUUUCAUUUUCUAGUCUUUUGGCUUCAAUUGUAGUUUUCAAAACUUGAUAUGGUCUUAUCUGAGCUUCUUACAGAUUGCAUAAGCCAUGCGUGAAAGAAGGAAACACCACAUAGAAACCAAGUGUCCAAGUGUUCUUGAUGACCAACAAUUAAGUCUUGAGGGUUUCAAAGUUUGUCGUUGAAAAAAUAAUGUGUAAAAACCAAAAACAAAAUCAAAGAGCCUGUGGAUCAUUUCUAUUCUUAUUUUUGCAUGGUUCCACAGUGUAUUUCUGUGGUAUAUACUUGGUAAAAUGAUAAUUAUAAUUUAAUUGUGGAAUAAUAAUUCUUAUAAUUUUGCUACUAGGGAUCUGUUUAUCAAAGGGUACAAGUUCAACAAGAGAUUAAUGUUCAGAAGAGGGAUCAAUUUUGGACAAAAUCAGAGGUACAUGUAAUUAUAUUGAUUUGCAGUGUACAGCACUGUCAGUAGAUUUUAAGUAAUAACUUUUACAUGGUAGUUAGAUUACAAUUGAUGAUACAAAAUUUUAAUUUUUUUUUUUCUUUUUAAACUUGUAAAAAAUGUUGACACUACCUUGUUGUAAUGGUUUAUUCCAACAGGAAGAUGAGAAGAAAAGAAAGGACGAGGAGAGAAAGCAAACCAUAGCACAGAAGAAUGAAGCAGAAAGGAAAAGGAAAGAACGAGAGGUAAAGAUGUCGCACAAUAAUUGGAGGGCUCAGAGCAAGAACGAUCCCUUGAUUUUUCGGCCAUUUUUGAAAGUGUUCAGAAGUAGUUGAAUUUUGGCAUGCGGACACUUUCAAAAAUGGCCAAAAAAUCAAGGGAUCGUUCUUGCUCUGAGCCCUCCAAUUUUACCCUUGCACUCCCAGAUCUCAUUUAGUAAUUCUCUUUACUGCCUGCCUGAAAAAUCUUAUGAUGUUACUUUGGGGAAUUUGUUAUCAGAUCAACUAUUAAUCUCUUAAUUGAGAUUUGUCUUGUAUUCUCAUCACUUGUCUGCUUGAUGUUGUAGGUAUAUUGUAAGGAGAAGUUCCAUUUCAAUCAUUCCUGGGAAUGCAUUACUUUGGGAAGUCCAGUUAACCGUUAAACUCCCUGAAGUGAUUGAUGUGUAACUUUUCCUUGCAAUUCCAAUAAGUCACCUUAUGAGAACACACAAGCUUAUCAGCUAAGGGUGUUAUUUUGGAAUAAGACCAAAUUCUCCUGGCUAACUUAGAAGGAAAAGUAUGACAGUAAGUAGGGAGAAUUACCAAUUGGAUCUUGGGAGUUAAAGGGUUAAAAGCAAAGUAGAGACAGUAGACAUGAUUACCUAAAGGUGACUGUUUACUGCAUUAUUUAUAUUAUAUUAUAAUCACACUCCCACACAAUGGGUACAGUACGUUUAAAUACAUAUACAAGCCCUGGAGGGUUCUAUCUGCUUUCUGCUACUUAUCACCAAAAAGUAAUUGUACAUAGGUUGAAUUGUUUCUCACUUACAUAAGAUUUGGACAUGCUGUGAUUUUUCCAUGUUUACGCAUUAUCAGAGUAAUGAAUUGUACAGUUUUCAAAACAGCAUUCUCAGUUUUGUGCAUACUCAGCUUCUAAACCUUGAUGUUUUAUAUUUUUACAUAAGUUUACUUUGGACUGUUUUAGGCCAAAGAGGCAGAGGAAAGAGACAAGCAUUAUAGAGAGAGAUCAAGAAGUAUUGAGGAACAAAAGUGAGUCUUUAACUGGUUUAUUAACUGCGUUCAUAAAUAAAUGUAAAUUGGUGGCUGUAAUGAUAAAAGGUCUAGCACCUAAAACGUCAGUUUUCAAAGCUCCUUAUAGUAGCCAAUUACAUUAUCAACUCAGGUGAUAAAACUGAGUUAUCUUGCGUUAUCCCUGUACCAAUGCAGCACUACAGUUUCUUUAGAAACAUACUGCCUUUAUUUAGUAUUAAACUACUGUAGUAGUUUAACAGAACAUUGUUUCUGCAGUGGAGAGAGGGUUUGCUUUUCACCACUGUGGCUGGGAUUUGCAAUCUUGUUGUUCUACAUCAAGAUCUAAGUUAAUGGUCCAUUUUGGUUGUUUUUGUUGUAAAAAGAUGAUGACAAUGGUAAAUGGUUUGUUAGCCCAGUUCACUCCCAUGAUCUGAAAGGUAAUUCUCCUAACCCACAACCAUAUAAACCUUUUGUUGUCUAUUUUCGAGAAUCUGGUGUUCUAAUGUGACACUAUGACCUGUAGUUGAUAAGUUUCUUAAUUCUCAUGAACUAUUUACUUCACAUUUUGAUAAUACUGUAAGGAGACAACAUAUAUUUGGUCACUCCUGGGUUUGUAAAGCUUAACAGUGUUAAGUAAACGAGCUAAAGCUUUAGAAUUCCCAUUAUGAUGCCAAGGCAAAUGUGAAUAAAGUUUGUUUUCAGCUUACAUUUCCCAUCAAUGAAUUCUAUGACUUGAUUUUAUUUAACAAGACAUUUGAUGAUAUUAAUGAACACAGGAGAAAGCAACGGGAAGAUGAUGAACGGAAAAAAGAGGAAGAAAGGAGGAGAUGGGUGAGCAUGCAGAGAUCUGAUUGUUAAUUCUCCUCUCUAGCUGCUACACAUUUCCUUGUGAAUCAGUUAUGAGAAUUUAGUGUUAGAUCAAGAUAACUUCUACCUGAUAAGUUGGAGUUUUCUCAAUAUCUGUUUGCUGGAUAAUGUAUGUAUAUUAUAGGGAGAAAUUCCAUGUUAAUCACUUCUGGGAGUUAAAGGGUUAUUUUAUUUUACCAGCUGGACUUGACUUUAUUUUAUUUUACAGGUUUCUUGAAGUUAGCAAUUUAAGUGUAAUUAGGACUCAUUUUGAAAGCCACAGUUCAGGGUGUUUAGGAAAGGGUGCAGGGGUGAUUAUUUUAAAUUGUUUUAAAUUUUUCUUUGUGAUUGCAGCAAGCUUUUGAUCAUAAUUUUUGAGACGUAGGAUGAUAUCUAAAUUUUAGUUGGAAAGGAUCAUGAUUGCAGGAAGUUAUUGAUUAUAAGUUAUGAGGAUGUAAUGUAAACCUUAGUUGAAAAGGAUUACUAAAGAUGACAUAAAUAAUGUCAGAGCAUGCAGUUAUUGAUAAAACUGAGUAUUAACUUGUAUAAUAAUUACUCUAGGAGCAACAACAAGUUGCAGAUGAGAGGGAAAUGCAGCAGGAGAGAGAGAGAGCAAAUUCAUUACGGCAAGCAAGGAUGAAGGUACAGCACCAACAUGCUUUAAAGAACUGUCAUAGGACGUGAUUAAUUAUUAUAGACAAUUAAUUAAUAUGCAAUUUGCACCUCCAGAUAUACAAUUUUUCGGUCCUUUUCUUCAGUGUGUUCUUGUGACAAGUGAAUAAAAUCUAAUACCUAAAUUGAUGACAGAGCUCUGAAUUUUACUAUCUUUCUUUGUCUUCCAAAUACACACACAAUGAUUUUCACUCUCAUUUCGACAUUUCUUAACCCUUUACACCCUAACAUCAGCACUAACAUUCUCCAUACUGUUCUCUGUACAUUUACAAGGGUGCUGACAAGGAGAAUUUGUCUAACGAUCAAGAGUUUCUUUAGUUGGUGAUCAUUUCCUUUAUCCUCACAACAUUAAUGUGUGAUUCAGUUGUGAUAUUGUGAGGAGAAAGGGGUUUAAAACCCAGCUGAGCCAAGCACUCUUAGUAGCUCAGUAGAGGAGAAUCCAACCAUGAUAUUUAAUUGUCUGAGGUUUAAACUCUUGUGGGGAACUCAGAUUUGUUUGUUUUCCUGCACUUGUGACCAUUGAAUUAGAUCUCUCAUAAAUCCUAAUUGUUUACAGGAAGCAGAGCAACUGAUUCGCCAAGGUCAGGAUGAAAAACCAAAGUUCCAAGAAAGGACUGCACCUGCACCUCCUCCAGCCAAAUCCAGACCACCAGCAAGAAGGCCACCUCCUCAAGUACAGCCACAUCAUCCUGAGCCUGAACCAGAAGCAGAGCCUGAGCCUGAGCCUGAACCUGAACCCGUAUUAUAUGGUAAUACAGAGGUAUGUUACAUGAUUUGAAGUAAUCAAAAGCAUCUAUUUUGCCGCAAAUGUGACAGGGGUCACUUCCAUUAUUCAAACCUGAUCUAUCUAAUUAUGGGAAAAAAAUAAUAUGUACUUUUAAAUUGUUUAUUGCUUAACUUUAUUAAUGCUAUUGAACCAUGGAUACAAAAAUAUUUAGCUGUGAAUUGCUUAAGCUUGAAGCUCUACUUAGGCAGGAAAACCAGUUCAAAGUUAACACAGAAAAAUCUGCUUCUCUUGGGAAGACAGAAGAUGGUGUGCUCAUGAACUCUGCUCUCUUACCCUAAGCUAGAAAUUGUUACAUUGUGGGAAAGAGACUUUUGAAAAAUAGCAGUUUUGAAAUUAACUUUUGUCUUAAAAAUCAUUUUAAUUUGCUUUAUCUCAGCCUGAGCCAGAACCGGAACCAGAACCUGUUCCAGAACCUGAGCCAGAACCUGAACCCGAACCGGAACCAGAACCGGAACAAGAACCUACAGACCUUUAUGAUAAUUUUGAUGACGCUUAUGACACCGUCGAACAACAACUGAAGGAUGAUACACCAGUGCAAAGUGAGGAUCUCUAUGAUAAUAUGGGCAUGGAUACAGCACCCACAACUCAGGUAUGCUUGUAUGCCCCUGAAGUCAUGCCAGUCUUCCACAGGCCUUUGAUAUUGCUGAGUGGAUAGAGACAAUGGUGGUGUUUAGCAGAGUGGUUUCAUUUGCAAUAGGGUUCAAAUGAGGAGUUUACAGUAGGUAAAGCAGUUAGUUUUAAAGGCCUGGAGGGAUCUCUUGUUCCCAAGGAGCUCUGAACUCCUCCAGGAAGUUUUGCCAGGCAUGACUCUUGCAGUAGAGUUCUUUGGCAGUUUGGGGUCCAUUCCAUUUUUUGUUGCUUUGUUGUUCCUAGUCUUAGAAGUCAACUGAUUUGAACAAAUUUGUAGAGAAGAACAUUUAUAUUGAGAGUCCAAUGAACUAAAGUUACAAGCAGGUAGCCAGCUCAUUGCAAGUGAAUAGAUCUGCCUGCUACCAAGCUGCUACUGAAACCCCUGUAAGAAUUUUGCAAACACAACAGCAAUCCAGGUCAGGUGUUAAACAUGAAUCCAUCCACUAGGAGUCUUGCACACCUAAAACUAGGCUAUUGUGUUUUUUUUUUAUGUGCACAUAUUGGCCUAACAAAGUGGUAGCUGGUUGACUUGAGCCCUCCAGAUAAUAACACUAGCAUUUUAAAAGGUGUUUCAUUCUGUCAAUGAAAAUACAGUAAGUAAUGUUUUACUUCUUACCUUCAUUUGAAGUCUCAAGCCCCAAGUGGUGGCCAGGGAAAAACAGCAAGAGCUUUGUAUGAUUAUCAAGCAGGUAAGUUUGUAGAAUCAGCUGAAAGAAACCAUUGGUACAGAUAUACAAUCAGUGUAUUUGUUCUUCAGCUCUAUUUAGAGUGUGUUUUUCAAUUAAAUUUUUGUCUCAAUCUGUAUUAUUUUGUUGGCACUGUAAAUUGAGAUACCCAGGUAACUGAAGCUCUUAAAUCCUUUGAUCUUAUCUCGUAAUCUGCAUAGUAAAUAGCUCUGUGUAAAUAUGCAUGGUAAUAUAUCCACUGUAUUCACUUUUUUUAUAAUUUUUUUUUUUUUUCAGAAAAUGAUGAGGAAAUUACCUUUGACCCUGGCGAUAUAAUCACUGAAAUAGAUACCUUUGAUGAGGGCUGGUGGAAGGGGCGGAGCCCUGACGGCAGGUUUGGCAUGUUCCCUGCUAACUAUGUGGAGCUUAUUGAAGACUCAAGUGAAGUAUCUCAACAACCAGAACCACCCGCCGCUGAGGUACAAGUAUUAUGGGCUUGUUUCACUUGCACAUCAUUUCUUUUUUUUUGGUAGCAAGGGUUCAUUAUCAACAGCUAGAUAGAUAUUCUGAUUACUUCAAAGCAGUAGACACAGAAUUACACAGGGAUCAUAUAAUUUCUCUUACCAUAUUUAACCCUUUCCAGCCUAACAUCGGUAUGCAUAUUCUCCACACUUCUCUCAACAUAUUGGUAUUAACAUGGAGAAUUUGUCAAACAAUCAAAAGCUACUUCACUUCACAAUCAUUUCCUUCAUUCUUGCAACUUUAUAUAGUUUAUUUAAAGGUGAUACUGUGAGGAGAAAUUUGAUGGCAGUUACCAUCAGGGGUUAAAAGGGUUAAGAACCCUUUCAGUUUACAUGUAAUAGUUAAUUGGAAGUGUGAAAAUUAGGUUACACUGUAACUGUGAGGGCUACUUCUUGUUGUAAGGAUUAUUUGGAUCAAUAUCAGUAUCUGGGCAACUGCCCACCUACCCCUCCCCUAACCUAACAUUAACUGUUGGGUUAGGGGAGGGGUAGGUUGUUGAGUUAGGGGAGGGGUGGGUGGGCAGUUGCCCAGAUACUGAUAUUGAUCCAAUUAUUUUAUUAAAAGACAUGACCUGUAACUUCAUCAUUCAAUUUUUGUAAGAGGUAGGGGUGUGUCCUUUAACCCGUUAACCCCUCAGAGUGACUAACAACAAAAUUCUCAUCACAAUAUCACUCCUGAAUCACACAUUGAGGUCACAAGAAUAAGGGAAAUGAUCACCGAGAGACUCUUGAUUGGUAUACAUAUUCUCCUUGUCAGCACCAUAGGAAAUAGAGAGAGAGCAGUAUGGAGAAUACGCAUACUGAUUUUACUGUGUAUGUAAAGGCCGGCUCGUACCAAUUUGUUAAGGAUGAUGAUGAUGAUGAUGAUGCCCAUGCUUAAUCCAGCUUCUCUAUAAACCAAGGUGUUAUCCAUGUGUAUUGCCUUAAUAUCAACUUGCUAUCAAUAUUUAUGUAGUAUUUAUUUAUUAAUGUGUAUGAUGCUUACACCACACUUAGACCUCAUUGCCUUGGAGAGACAUAUAACUAAGUAUCUUGUGCUUGUAGGAGGACAGAGGUCUGCAGGCAAGAGCUGUUUAUGACUACCAAGCAAGUAAGUGAAAGUACUUCAUUUGGUCAUUUCUAAUGGUGUGCUUCCUCAAAUAAUGCAUUUUCAGAUUUGAUUGUUUUGAGGAGUCUGGUUUUUGUCUUAAUUGCCUCACAAAAAAUGGAGGAGUUAGCAAUGUCUUGGAAACUCUGGAAAAAACCAUAAUUUUCAAGAGUUCUUUUUCCAUGCCUUGAAAGUCCUUGAAAUUCUACUUGGAUCAAUAUGAUCAUUGAAACUAGGUCAGUACUAGAUCAGUGAAAUAUUUGUAUUGACUAGAAUCAUGUAUUCGAGCAACUAAAUUCUGCUAUUUCAAAAUGGAUGUAAUAAAGCACUAAUUGAACUUCAUAUCAUGCAAUUUGGUCUAAAACCAUACUUGUGAUUUUUAAAACAAACUCACACUGUACACUGUUUUGAUUUUGAAAACAUAUGAUUUUAGACCUAAUAUCAUACAUGAAAAAAUUAUGCAAUUCUGAUGGUUGGAAAUGAGUGCAUUUUUCAUGCAUUAACAAGAGUACAAAUUACAAAUUCAUUGCACUAUCAAAAUUUCAUCUGGCCUUUUUGCGAUGUUUUUUUUACAUGUAAAUUAUUAAUAAGUGAUAAUAUGAUUUUCCGUGCAAUUUGGGGUAAAUAUAUCAAAGACCACAAACUGCACAAGAAAAAUUCACUUGUGCUUAUUAACACCACAUUGCACAUGAAGUCAUGUUAUUACCUACACAAAUUGCAUUCCACUCACUUGAAUGACCAUUUAUUUGUUUAUUAAAGCUAUUACAUGUACCUGUUGAACAAUUACAGAAGUUAAACAAUGUAUGGUCCUAAGGGAAACAGUUAGUUUUGUUUCCUGGAGGGUCCUGAUCAGGACUCCAGGGAAAUCAAAACUAACUAGUUUCCAAGGGACCAUACAUUAAGUGCUUUGUUGUAUAUUUAGACUUUCCCUUGAACAAUCACAUGGCCAAAACAUACUGUUGUAUUUGGCACAUGGGCAACAAGUGCAUAACUGUAUCCCGGUCGGGCAUUUUAAUUCGAUCAAGGGCACAUGACCAAGAAUCAACCAAUCACAGUGCCUGUUUUUUGUUGAGUCAAAAAAAGUCCAGGUUUGUAACAAGAGCUACUGUAUCCCCUCCGGGCUAGUUUCUCAUUGUGUCUUUCUUUUUCAUUACACUAGGUGAUGAAACAGAGAUUUCAUUUGAUCCUGAUGAUAUUAUCACAAAUAUUGAACAAAUUGAUGACGGAUGGUGGAGAGGUGUUGCUCCUGAUGGCUCUGUUGGAUUAUUUCCAGCAAAUUAUGUGGAAAUUAUCUCUUGAAAGAAAUGAAUCCUUCCUGAUCCUUUUCUACAAGAUUUUGGUUUAAUGAAAUAAUUGAUUGCUAGCCUUUUGAAAGAUUGGAAGACCAUACUGCAUGAUGUUAACUCUUAACUCCCAGAAGUGAUUAAUGUGUAAUUUCUCCCUGUAAUCCACAUUAUCCUGCAAACUGGUAAUGAGAAUAUUCAAAGUUAUCAAGUUGUUCUUUUGAUCUAACAUCAAAUUCUCAUAACCAAUUUACAAGGAAAUGUGUCGAGCUAGAGGGUAGAACUAAUAUGCAGAUCUUGGGAGUUUCAAGGUCUCUAUUUCUCUGUCCACUUUUUGAUGGAACUGUGAGCACUAAAUCAGCCAUUAACAUAAUUAUUUUUUAUAAGAAUGACGGCAAAAAUUAAGAAUGCAUCAUUAUUGGUACAAUUUUGUAUGUUUUUGUACUAUCUUUUUGGUAUCUCUGUUUCUUACACCAUAGAAUUGAAAUGGGUGAGGUAUGCAAUAAUGGUGCACCUCUACGCAAAAAGGAAAAAAUUGAAAGAAAAAGAAAGAAUUGCAUUACUAUCAUGAUGCAUAGAAAUCUUUUUAACUAUUUGUUUGCAUCAAGAGUUGAGGUAAAUUAUUACUGCUUUUCAUGGUAGUGAUUAUUAGCUGGAGAAAGGUGCAUGUAACAACCUGUAUAGUUCUCUAGAAAUAAGAAUCACCCAUAUUGUUAUCAGGAACAGUGAUGUUCUGUCAUUGGUAGAAGACCAUGGCCAUUUUCAUACAACAAUGGGCUUCCUAUCACUUAUAAUGGAUGGAGCACCCACAUCGCACUAUACACCAAAUGCUACUGAUUAAUUAAAACUCAAGAGUAAGAUGUUAGUAGCAGUGGGAUUGUGGAUUUUUACUCUUCCUAAAUGAACAGAAACACAUAAUGUUGUUUCAUAAAAUGUUGUUUCAUAAAAUGUUGUUUCAUAAAAUGUUGUUUCAUAAAAUGGCCAGAGAUUGGAGUAUAGAAGUAAUCUUGCCACAUCACAUGUCAUAUAUUGGUUUUUGAUUUUAGUUAAGAAAAAUACAGCUUACUUAAGUCAUGUUCAAUAUUAGCACUUAUGAAAAUGUUCAUUUUUGAGUCUAUUGCCUUAAUCUUGUCAACUCUUGUACUGCUGCAUAUAAAUUAUUAAAUAAAUUAAUACUAGGGAGCAAGUGAAUUUGUAGCUAACUAAGUGAAGUAAGAAUGAUAAGAAUCACACAGUGCAAGGUAAUAAUGAAUUAAAUUUUAAGCUUUAUUUUUCUGUUGACAGUCAAGAUGGCACAGUUUGGAGAUUUGUAUUUUAACAGUUAAAUGAAAUUUAUUUCAUGAGAGAUUGCAGUUACAACUUAUGUGUGAAAAAGUAAAGUCAUAUUUUAGUACAGAAUUAGAAAUUUGCUUUAAGUGUAAAGACUACUUCUUUCUCCCUUUCCAACAAAUUUCUUGAUAGUUGCUAGGUAUACAAGUUCACAUCAGCCAUUGAUCCAAUCUCUGAUAAUUCUAAACUUACCCAGAUAAAGGAGCAAAAAAGAGGUGAUAGGAGGGGACCUCUCAUUAAAAACUAUAAAUUAUUACUCUUGCUCUGUAACUUGUAAAUUUCCCAAACCUCAAUUGAUUGGUGAUCAGGGUAUUCAUUUAAUAAUAGUGGCCUUAGUCCUCAAUGGUGAAAUUCAUCAGAACACAGUUUACAUUGUACAAGUUGCAUCACCAUCUUAUUGAUACAUAAAACUUGCAAACCACCCUUAGUACAAUUACUCUUUUCAGCACUCACUGUUGUGCGCAGUUCCACAAAUGCAACUCCAACAGUGCCCAG